This is a messenger RNA of Phytophthora sojae, 1146 nucleotides long. RefSeq lists its product as hypothetical. The coding region runs from base 1 to 1146 and encodes 381 amino acids. NCBI's taxonomy places the organism in Eukaryota, Oomycota, Peronosporomycetes, Peronosporales, Peronosporaceae. The record is from RefSeq and is a predicted model, not a curated record. The transcript is spliced from 7 exons.
AUGUCGAGGAGUGAGCAGGAAGACGACUGGAUCGAUGAGGUGCAGCACCGCGAGGGCUUCGUGCUGGACGAGCAGAGCAUGAGCGCGCUGGAGAUCCCGGACCGAGAAGUCACCUACCGCCGCGCCAACGUGGAGACCCAGUUCAUGACGUCGCGCUUCGACUCGCAGACGGAGGACGUGUUCGCGCCGCCACCGCCGGGCAAAGUGGUGUUUACCACCAGUCCUGCCACGCUGCAGGACCUGGAGGACGGCUCCACGGUGCUGGGCCUCGGGCCGAUGCAGGACAAGCCCAAGGACUUCGUCUUUGACAGUGCCGAGUCCGUUCAUGACCCGAACAAGGACAGUGCGACCAAUUCGCAGAUCUUCGUGCCCACUGGAGAGGUGCCUGAUGCCCGGGAAGUGGGCUAUCGCCAAGUGAACCCCAUGUUCGAGUCGUGCGAGCCGCCCGAGGUGAUAUUUCGGACGCUGCAUAAGGCCAUGAGCGCACAAGACGUCGAGUUCUCGUGCAGUGCCGACUGGACGAUGGACGCUUACGCGCUGGUCGCAGCGGAAGAAGUGUUCUUCCAUGUGGAGCUGCACCGCUUGGCCAUGAAGUCGACGAUUCGUGUCGACUUCAAUUUGCGUUCGGGCGACGAGUUCAAAUUCCUCGGAUUGACGGACUCCAUUCGCAAGGAGUGCAGAGUAAUCGACAAGGACAUGAUCGGGCUUCCUGAACUCAGCUUUGACAUCAUGGCGGAUUGGUCGAGCCCAGGUGAACUCUUCCCAGGGUCUUUCUUGGUGGACUCGCAAGAACUUUCGAUGCUGCUGCUUGAAAUCAACUCGGAGUGUCCACCGUUCACGCGGUACGAGGUGGCUAAACGGCUGAAAGAGCUUUGUCAGUACGACUCGAACCGUCGUGCCCUUGCUGACCUGCUCAAGGAGCAAUUCGUCACCGGAUUGCAGUCGAUGCUCAAGGAUGACAACGAGGAUAUCGUGCGCUUUGCCAUCUACACCAUCCUGAACUUCGCUGAUGAUGUUUCAGCGCUCAACGACUUGGAAUUGCCUCGGUUGCCUGAGACGCUUCGCGACAUCUUGACGCUCUCGCAGAAAGAGUCGACGAAAAAGCUCGCUGGCGAUCUCUACAAGACCAUUAACGCCGUAUGUUAG